GACUUCCAAUCAGAGGAUCACAGGUUUCCGUGACGUCCACCGGAAAACAGAGGACGCAAACGCAACACGUAAAACAAAACAGAUGCCGCCCACACAAAUCGGCGACAGAGGACGUCAAGUCGUCUGUGAAAGUAGCCACCAGUGCUCCUAGGCGGAGUGGAGUCCUAUUUGUAAAAGACUGAAAAUCACGAACAACGACUCACCUAGACGGCCCUAGUUAGUUAGCUCCAAUAUCAACUCCGUUAACGUUAUUCCUUCAAUCCCCAAAAAGUUUUAAGAAAAACCGACGUUUCUCCGACUAAAGGUCAGCUCACCAGGCAGACAUCACAAUGGCCCAGGAAACCAAUCAGAGUCCGGUUCCUAUGCUCUGUGCUAAUGGCUGUGGUUUCUAUGGCAACCCUAGGACUAAUGGCAUGUGCUCCGUGUGCCACAAGGAGCACCUGUCAAGGCAGAACAAUGGAGGAGUCGGUUCUAUGAGCGUUAUGGGCAGCGGCAGUGGCCCCACGGCCGAGGCUUCUGCCAUCCAGAGGUUAGGGGCCACCUUGAAUAAUGCUGCAGCUGCUGCCGUGGCUGCUGCCGAGGUGGCAGCUGAGGCCGCAGCUUCUGCUGAGGCUGCUGCCUCCGUGGCUUUCAGUGGGGUUUCAACUACCAUGUCUGUAACGCAGCAGAUGACCGAGAUGAGCCUCUGCUGUGAGGAGAAAGGAGCAUCAGGGAGCAGCGUGGAGCUCCCAGAGCCAGUGUUGACUCAGCCCACAUCCUCAGCCUCUCAUCCCUCCACGGCUGGCAGCAGGGAGUCCAAAACCCCGGAGCCCCCAAAACCCAAAAAGAAUCGCUGCUUUAUGUGCCGCAAAAAGGUUGGCCUUACAGAACGUCCUUGCAUAAAAGAUCCCGCAAAAGGCAUCAGUUAAGUCCAAUGGCUAAGUGUUACUUAUUUAUAAUAUUGAUCUAUGCCUUUACGUUUCAGUCACUUCAAAAUAUGACUUUUUAAGGUCAACAUCCUGUUGCAUGUGUGUCAGGAUGUCUACGGUUACCGGUGUUUGACCCUUGUGAGCACUAGUGUUCUCUACCUGACCCGGUCUGU
Messenger RNA from Etheostoma cragini (Arkansas darter), 1081 nucleotides. Its product is annotated as AN1-type zinc finger protein 5-like. Gene Ontology annotation, molecular function: zinc ion binding; DNA binding. The transcript has 6 exons. The record is from RefSeq and is a predicted model, not a curated record. The coding region runs from base 330 to 908 and encodes 192 amino acids. NCBI's taxonomy places the organism in Eukaryota, Metazoa, Chordata, Actinopteri, Perciformes, Percidae.